CAGCUUAUCUUUCCCUAAAUUCUUCUUCCAUAACCAUAUACAUAGGUACUCAAUGGCACAAAUUGGAAGUAUAACUAUCAGCCCUGCAUUGAUCAAUACGGCUUGUGCAUGGGCUUCUAAUUUGGAUCAACUUAAGGAUCUACAUUCGUCGCCCUUCACCGGUGCAGUCACCACGCGAACAAGCACCCUUAAAGGAUAUAACGAGAUCUCUUCGUGUGGGGUCGUAUUCGCCAACUCCUCAACGUCGUCACUCAACUCGUAUGGAUAUUCUCCACUUCCCCUAUCUUCCUAUAUUGGAUGGGUGAAGGAGAUUUUGUCCGAUGCGGUAGCCUCAUCCAAUGUCAAGCCCAUAAAACCAUUCAUACUCAGCAUUACUGCCUGCUCUGCCGAAGAGUUGAGCUCGAUGAUUGCUCUUGUUCAAGAUUUGCGCUCGACCCCUAAAUUCGCACCUCUUGUAGCCAUUGAACUCAACACGUCCUGUCCAAACGUAUCUUCUGCUUCCCCCUCUGGUUACAUCCCAUCUUCCAUCUAUCCUUUGUUGGGAGUUUUGUCUGAAACUCAUACGCAGGAUAAGUCUUUGACUAUUGGGCUCAAGCUACCACCGUACACAUACCGAGAUCAAUUCGACGCUGUGAUUUCAAUGUUGAAAGAGUUCAACUAUGAGGAUGCUGAUGGAGGGCAACAAAAUUCGUUCGCGUUUUUGACAUGUACAAAUACUUUGGGGAAUUCACUUCUGUUCCCUGAACAAGUUAUCGAAACCCUUGCGACUACAAAGGAAUUGAAAGAUACAGAGUUCGCUGUUCCUACUGCUGUUGGUGGACUUGCAGGUGAUGCCAUACAUGCUUUAUCGUUAGGAAACGUGUAUACGUUUCAUCGACUCUUACACGAGGAGACUCACCGUAGUGGAGAUGGACUACGUAGUAUCUCUAUCAUUGGAGUAGGAGGGGUUACAUCACCAGCUGCUUUGACGCGCAUGCGCAAAGCCGGUGCUUCAGUAGUGGGAGUGGCAACACUAUUGGGAAAGGAGGGUGUCAACGCUUUUGAGCUCUUAUCGAAUUAGUUAAAAUUUGAUGUAGGAUAUGAUCUAAUCUAAUCACCCU
Molecule: messenger RNA, 1100 nt
Organism: Lentinula edodes (shiitake mushroom)
Lineage: Eukaryota; Fungi; Basidiomycota; Agaricomycetes; Agaricales; Omphalotaceae
Exons: 2
Coding region: 53-1060 (335 amino acids)
Biological process (GO): 'de novo' pyrimidine nucleobase biosynthetic process
Cellular component (GO): cytoplasm
Molecular function (GO): dihydroorotate dehydrogenase activity
Source: RefSeq, a predicted model, not a curated record